Molecule: messenger RNA, 1400 nt
Organism: Fomitopsis serialis
Lineage: Eukaryota; Fungi; Basidiomycota; Agaricomycetes; Polyporales; Fomitopsidaceae
Exons: 5
Source: RefSeq, a predicted model, not a curated record
ACCGGCGUCACGGUUACAACGUUAUCGCACAGCCAAUGGCACACACCUUCCCUCCCAUGUCAAUCUGUGAGCGUCCAAACCUUGCAGACUCGAGGCUCGGCGGGUUCCGUUCAGCACCACCUCGACGACAUACAUCCUCGCCUUUUCAACGUCCGAUAGCCAGUACUAUCUCGGCAUCCUCCUCUGGGACCUCUGUCAAUCGCCCUGACCUACGUGAGGUUGCGCGACCGAGUCAGCCAUACGGUACCAUCUUCACUGUCCGUCGUGCUUUCGCUCUCCAAGUCUACCCAUUCGCACCUCUCGCCGCCAGACCAAUCGCCAUACAACGCCGUUAUGAGCCUACCCGAGGAACCGUCGGCUAAUGCCGCGAUCUCACUGAACCAGGGCGUCGAAGAGAACACAACGACUCCCGGACCCGACGCGACGCCGUCGCCGACCACCGCCGUCGGUUCAGCGAGCUUAGGCUCUAGCGGAGGCGAUGGGCCCGGACCGUCAUCAUCGAACCCGGCCGUUACGGGUACUAGUGCGGGAGAGUUCCCAGUGCCUCGCGACUCCGCAUCCAGACCUCCGAAUCAGGACCCGCAUGAGCGAACGGAUGGGGCAGAGAAUCCGCCAUCAGGAGACCCUCCAGCGCAGGGAAUAGCGCAGUCAGAUCUUGAAAAGGCUUUCAGCGCACUCGAGAAGUUCAUGAAGCCACGGAACCCAACAGAUGCACCAGAAGCUUGGUUGAAACUGGCGGAUACAGCGUGGGCCUACGAAAAGGACCGUGCAGAUCGAUGGCGCAAUGAAAUCAAUACACUGCUCGUCUUUGCCGGCUUGUUUUCCGCCGUCCUCACCGCUUUCGUGGUUCAAUUAUAUUCCGUUCUGCUGCCGGCACCUGACCCCAACACGGCCAUCCUGGAGCGCAUAGCAGCACAACUCGGUAACAUGGCCACCGAUGCGGUCGCGAGCGCCUCGGUUCCGGUGCCGACGGUUCUCACGAACACUUCAUCUACAAGCAUCUCCUCACCAUCUGCUGCGCCCCGUUGGAUCGCCGCGCUGUGGUUCGUCGCCCUGGUCUUCAGUCUCAGUGCGGCAUCCGUCGGUUUAGCCGUGAACCAAUGGCUGAACUUCCACGCGACGGAGAAAGCUGGGCUGCAAGACGCUGCCCAGAAGGCUUGGACGUGGCAGCUCCGUAGGCAUGCGAUGGACAAGUGGCAAGUGGAGCGCAUGGUCAGCAUCCUUCCGUUUCUCCUGCAGGUUGCCCUUGUCCUCUUCCUCGUCGGGGUUGUGGGCUACCUCUGGGAGCUUGGCUUCGACAUCGCCGUCCCGAGCACGGUCUUCGUCGGCGCCUUGCUUCUCUUUCUAGCUUUCACCUCCGUGUCACCUGCAUUGGUCGAUUACAGUGCCUAUAAGUCUCC